Molecule: messenger RNA, 2341 nt
Organism: Oryza sativa Japonica Group (Japanese rice)
Lineage: Eukaryota; Viridiplantae; Streptophyta; Magnoliopsida; Poales; Poaceae
Source: RefSeq, a predicted model, not a curated record
AGGCGCAGCACCCCUGUGGUAGUUGUAGUCGGACCGCCAACGUCGUAUCCUUCCCCAAAUCGAAGUUUAUCCUCCUCUCAUCGAAAGAUCGGGAACCCCCGUUGCUACAUCAAGUGGUAUUAGAGCUCAAGUUGCUCGGUGAGAGAUUUUAUCACUUCUUUGUUUUUACCUACAGCCCAAAAGAAAAACCACUAAAAUAGGUCAGACCCGAAAUCACCAAAACAUGUUGAGCCUUUGCUGUUCUACUUAGUCUUUGCUUGCUGAGUUUUCGAUUGCAUCGAUUGGUUGAGUUGCUGGUUCUAGUAGUUUACUCCUUUAGAGUUUCGAGUUCUGCUCACGAUUUCGUCACCGCAAACACUUGCACCAUCACUUCAUUUAUCUUCAUCCCGCUGCCACCAUCACCACCAUAUUCACCACGAAAUCCACCUCCAACCCCACCAAAUUUCGUCCACCACAACCAGCAGCACCCUCAUCACCACAUCAGCCACCCCCAAAUGCAUUUAUUGCUGCCUUCACCAACAGCCAACCCUUUUGCAACUUUUUGAAGUGAAUCAGCCCUUCCCAAGAAAGCAUUUAAGUGCUCUCACUUUUGACUUGUUGGCUGAAUCAUGUAACUAGCCAACCAACCCAUCAUUACUUCUUGUUUUGAUUUGUUGGCUGAAGCUUGUGAAAUUUCGAAAAUGUUUGAGAAAAGGUUAUUUUGCUAAGGCUUGUUUUGACUUGUUGGCUGAAGCUUUGAGCUUGCUGUACAAAAAAAAAAAGAAAGAAAACAAAAAAAAAGAAAGAAAAAAAAAUCAGAAGUGAAGAGAAGAAAAAAAAAGGAAGGGAAGAGAGGAAGUUGUUGUUGUUGCUGUUUUGUUUGUGUUAUUUUCGUGCUAUUUUGAGUGGCUACGCUUGUGACUAGGCUCGCGUCUCUAAAGGGUUUUGCCUAGGACCAGCACAAUACCAUCGUUGAAUGAUUAUUCAACUUGCUUUGAUUAAUGUGGUUCUAGCUGUACCUUGAUAUUACUUGUAGCCACCUAUAGCUCCACAAAUUUUUAUCUACUAUAUCACAAGAUCGUGCUUGUUGUCGGCUCCGGUACUACUAACCGUUGUUGCUGUUCUUGCUGUUUGCCAACGCCUUUUACAUAACAAAGUAAGAACAUGUAAGAACUCGUUUGCACAAGUUUGGUAGAAGUGGAGAUGGACAACACCUAGCUCCAAUAGUUGAUAGGACAUAUUUCUUGUGAAUUGUUUCUUCCCAUUAACCAUGACAGGAGGAUCGGGGGAGCACCCUCAACAUUCACCACGUACGAGGGGCAUCAUACAACAUUUUGAGCGCCAAGUGAGGGAGCAUGCUGAAGGCCUUGAUGAGGAUGUUAGGGUCGCCAAUGAUCGCCUUGGUCAAUUGGAGGCUGCUCAAAUUGACACCAACUCCAAGCUUUCCUCAUUGGAGAGGUCCCUUGUGGCUGUGAACACUUCUCUUGCAGGUAUCUUGAAUACGUUGGAGAGAAUGGGCCAAGAUGGUCAUGAUGGAUCGGCUAGGCGCAACCACAAUGGCCAUGAUGCUAAUAGCAGCAUCGCAGCAAGGGAAGAACUGGAGUACGCUGCUGACACUGAGCAUGAUGAGGAGGUACUUGGUCGUCCACAAAGACAACAGUGCCGGCAGCGCCAUGGCAUGGGCGCUCCACCACGGCGGGAGGUACGUGAUAAUGAUGAUUCUUUAGGCAAGAUCAAGUUUACCAUUCCUUGCUUUGAUGGAAAAUAUGACCCUGAUGCAUAUCUUACUUGGGAGUUAGCCAUUGAUCAGAAAUUUGCUUGCCAUGAUUUUCCUGAGAAUAAACGUGUUAGGGCUGCUACUAGUGAGUUCACUGAUUUUGCAUCCAUUUGGUGGAGUGAAUUUGUUCGUUCCAAUCCAAAUAACACUCCCCAAACCUGGGAUGCAAUGAAAAGAGUCAUGCGAGCUAGAUUUGUUCCUUCAUAUCAUGCACGUGAUUUGCUGCACAAAUUGCAACAACUUAGACAGGGAAACAAAUCUGUAGAGGAAUAUUAUCAAGCUUUGCAAACAGGAAUGCUUCGUUGUGGAUUGGUAGAAAAUGAUGAUGCUGGUAUGGCUAGAUUCAUGGGUGGGCUGAACCGAGAAAUUCUGGACAUUCUAGCCUACAAAGAAUAUAAUUCAAUUAAUCGUUUGUUUCAUCUUGCUUGUAAAGCUGAAAGGGAAGUACAGGGACGAAGAGCUAGCUUCAAGACUAACAUUUCUGCAGGUUGUGCUAGCUCUUGGACAUCUUCUGAUGUGACCAUGGCUACUAUGGAUACGACCAUUGCUCACAUCAUGAAUCAACAAGAAGACAUCAAGAUCAAG